This is a messenger RNA of Zeugodacus cucurbitae (melon fly), 19366 nucleotides long. RefSeq names its product plexin-A2 (gene PlexA). The record is from RefSeq and is a predicted model, not a curated record. Bases 657 to 6674 code for a protein of 2005 amino acids. Gene Ontology annotation, biological process: regulation of cell migration; positive regulation of axonogenesis; motor neuron axon guidance. The transcript has 9 exons. Gene Ontology annotation, cellular component: semaphorin receptor complex. Gene Ontology annotation, molecular function: semaphorin receptor activity; protein binding. Lineage: Eukaryota; Metazoa; Arthropoda; Insecta; Diptera; Tephritidae.
UGUAUGUUGUAUGACAUCGUAGAAACGAUUUGUGACGGUCGGAUUAUUUCGGGGAGUAAUUUGACGCUCUGUGCAUAUAUCUGUUGCUACAAAAUUUGGUUUCAAUAGGACUGUUGAAUUCGUUCAUUUGCUAAAGAUUAUUUUUAAUUGUCGGUUCUGUACCAUUGCCAUUUUUUUGUACAGAAUGAGAUCAGACAAAAUGUAAUAUUUUUUAAUAAAGUUAUAAAUAACUAAUAACAGUAUGCUAGUUUGCAUUUGAGAAAGUGAAUCACUGAAGUUCUGAAAAUUUGUUUAAAAGAGUACAUCUGAGUGGCCCUGGAAGGUGUGGGCUGACAUGCAUCGGUUUAUUGCAUUAUGUUUUAUUCUGUAUCACAAUAACUAAGAAUCGUAAAAGCAAAUAGAGGAAGUGGUUUAAAUCUCAAUACAGUGGUGUGCGCUUAUCUCACUUUUGUUAAUUGUAGUAAGUGUAGUCGAAGUGUGUACAUUUAAAGUUAUAAUACAAGUUAAAAAGGAUGUAAUAAUUGAUUUCGUGUUGUAAAAACAAGUAUAAUAGAAUGAAAAAUUAAAUUGAUAGCGAGAUAGUGUAAUUAAAAUAAACAUUCUGGACUAUAGUGUAUACAACGCAUCGUUUUGAAAUUCGUUUUAUGUUAUGAAUCAUGCGGGUUAUAAUUUUGUUCCUUCUGGCAUUCAUGCUACAUUACGUAACCUCUAUAGGAAGCAUCAAUACCCAAAAUAGCCAAAUUAGAAGUAUCGUUAGAAUUAAUGAUAAUAGACACAUCAGCACAGAUAUUUUAUAUCCUCGCUCCUUACUAAAUGCUGCACAUAUUCACAAUACAGAACUUUUGAGCGAUGAAGAAGAGAUUGUCCAGAAUAGCGACGGUAUAAUCGACGGCUUCACAUCUGCUAGCUUGAAAACUGCGCUUACAGACAGCAAUAGCGGAAGUUCUCCAGCUUCUUCUGCCUCAACACAGUUCGGCGGUGGAGAUGACAGUGGGAAAGGUGGUACUGUAGAUGUCAAAAACUAUAGCAACAUAAUAACCAAUGUUAUUCACUUCGAUACACCGUUGAAUCAUUUGGUUGUCGACACAUUCACCGGACGAGUAUUUGUGGGUGGUGUCAAUUAUUUAUAUCAACUUUCACCAGAGUUGGAAUUACACGAAACAGUAAAAACCGGUCCAAAAAAUGACUCGGUCGAGUGCACGGUCCUAGAUUGCCCGGCGCAUGCCGUACGCAAGCCUACAGAUAAUUAUAACAAAGUGUUGCUGAUCGAUCGUGCGACCUCACGCCUAAUUGCGUGUGGAUCUUUAUUUCAAGGAACGUGCACAGUACGUAAUUUACAAAAUGUCAGCAUUGUGGAGCAGGAUGUGCCCGAUGCAGUUGUGGCGAAUGAUGCAAACUCUUCCACUGUGGCAUUCAUAGCGCCAGGCCCACCGCAACCGUCGAUCACCAAUGUCAUGUAUGUCGGUGUCACAUACACAAAUAACUCGCCAUAUCGAAGUGAAAUACCGGCUGUAGCAUCACGCUCACUGGAGAAGACUAAAAUGUUUCAAAUAGCGUCAUCAGCAGUGACAACGGGCACAAGAACCUUUAUAAAUUCGUAUGCCAGGGAGGGCUAUUUAAUUAAUUACGUUUAUGGAUUUAGUUCGGAACGAUUUUCAUACUUUUUAACGACACAAUUGAAACACAAUUAUCACUCUUCGCCCAAAGAGUAUAUAACAAAAAUUGUACGCAUUUGCCAGGAAGACUCGAACUAUUAUUCAUAUACAGAGAUCCCAAUUGACUGUAUAACGGGUGGUACUAAGUAUAAUCUCGUGCAGGCCGGCUACUUGGGUAAGCCUAGUAUGGAUCUAGCCGCUAGUCUGGGUAUAACAGUACAAGAUGACGUGCUGUUCGGUGUAUUUAGUGUUGGCGAUGGAAAUGUAUCUACUGAUAAUUCAGCUUUGUGCAUUUACUCUUUAAAAUCGAUUCGGCGGAAAUUUAUGCAGAACAUUAAAUCUUGCUUUAACGGCGUUGGGUCACGCGGCCUGGACUUUAUAUCACCAAAUAUGUUGUGCGUACCAACUAAAUUACAAACGAUUGGCGAGGAUUUCUGUGGACUUGACGUGAACUCGCCAUUAGGAGGCGAACAACCCAUCGCCGUAAUACCAGUUGCAAAGUUUGAUACUCGGCUCACAUCAGUUGCGGCUACAAGCACUAGUGGUUACACGGUGGUAUUCAUUGGCACAGCAAAUGGACAUUUGAAAAAAGUAGUCGUUGAAUCGGUGGACUCGGCGAAUGAGUACGCGGACAUACCAAUUAAAGUCGGCUCUCCUAUCAAUAACGAUAUGCACUUUGAUAGCCGAAAUCUUUUCAUAUAUGUAAUGUCGCAAAAUGAAGUGGCCAAAGUAAAGGUUUAUGAUUGCUCCGACUACCGUACGUGUGGCGAGUGUUUGGGUGCACGCGAUCCUUAUUGCGGAUGGUGUUCGCUGGAAAACAAGUGUAGUCCACGUGCUAGUUGUCAAGAUGAUGCAAACGAUCCAUUAUACUGGGUUAGUUACAAAACAGGCAAAUGCACUACAAUUACUAGUGUUGUGCCUCAUCAACUGCAGCGUACUACAGCAAGAACUUUAGAAUUGAUUAUCGAUCACUUGCCACAAUUGAAGGAGAACCUUGUAUGCGCAUUUACCACUGAAGAAAAGGCACUCUUCACUAAUGCUACAAAGAAGCGCAAUGGUGUGAAUUGUACAACGCCACGUACAGAUAUGCUGCCACAAAUAGAACAAGGAAAACACCAUUUUACCGCCAAAUUAUCCGUACGCACUAAGGAUGGCCCAGAUCUGGUCUCCACAGAUUUUACAUUCUUUGAUUGUAGCACACAUUCAUCAUGUACGCGCUGUGUAUCUUCGGAAUUUCCUUGUGAUUGGUGUGUGGAAGCGCAUCGUUGUACGCAUGAUACUGCUGAGAAUUGUCGCAAUGACAUACUCGUUACUGGUGUGAGCCGCAUCGGGCCUAGCUACCGCUCAGGUCCUGGAUUUUGUCCAACUAUAAAUGCCACUGGGGAAGGUAGUGAGAUGCUUGUAGCUGCUGGCACUAGUAAAUCCAUAAAAGUGAAAGUGCAUAUAAUCGGGCAGUUCAUAGUGCAAACACGUUUUGUAUGCCAAUUCAACAUCGAAGGGCGUGUGACUAGUUUAAACGCACAACUAUUGGGCGAUACUAUAUACUGUGACAAUAUGGAGUUUCAAUACACUUCACGCUCGCCCAAUUUAACUGCAACUUUUGCAGUUAUUUGGGGUGGCUCCAAACCUCUUGAUAACCCACAUGAUAUUCAUGUUGUAAUAUACAGAUGUCGUGAUAUGGCUGAUAGCUGUGGCAUGUGUUUGGCUUUAUCAGAAAAAUAUAAUUGUGGUUGGUGUUCAUCGACAAACACUUGUGAAGUAGAAGAACAAUGUAAUAAGAAUAAUGAGGGGAAAACCGAUUGGUUGAAUCGCAUGGAAACUUGUCCCAACCCUGAAAUUCAUUUGUUCUACCCAAAAACUGGUCCUUGGGAAGGCGGCACUAACAUUACUAUACGCGGCAUCAAUUUAGGCAAGAAUUUCUCCGACAUAUAUUCGGGCGUACGCAUAGCUGGCAUAAGCUGCAUGCCUUUCCAAGAGUACUAUGUUGAUACGAAGGAAAUUGUUUGCAACGUGGAUAGUCCCGGGGUGCAACUAUAUCGUAGUGGUCGCAUUGUUGUACAAAUCGGAGAUUACAGAGGUGAAUCAAAAGAAGAUUAUGAAUUUGUUGAUCCGAAAAUUACAAAUUUUUCGCCACAAUAUGGUCCAGUUUCUGGUGGUACACAUUUACGUAUAGUGGGGAAAUACUUGAAUGCCGGAUCUCGUAUACAAGCAUUCAUAAACGAGCAUCUGCGUUGCGAGAUAAUAAGCGUAGAUGUUACGGAAGCAAUAUGUCGCACUGCACCGUCGCCGGGUAUCAUAGAGGGUCGUCUGAAAAUGUUAUUUGACAAUGGACCACGUGAGUUUAACGAAUAUAACUUUAAGUACGUGCUAGAUCCCACUAUCGAGCAGGUGUCAUCAGGCCCUAGUAGCCAACUAAAAGUACCACGCGGCAUACCAGCCGGAGGCAUUGAAAUUGCCGUAACCGGCACGCAGUUUAACUAUAUACAAAGUCCAAGAAUGUACGUAAAUUAUAAGAGUAAAAUAUUUUAUAGUCAAUGUAAGGUGCGUUCGGCAACGGAGAUGCUUUGCUAUUCGCCUGUAAUUGAAACUGACAAUGAGGUAUUCGAUGCAGAUAACCCGGAACUACUAGAUUAUGGCUUUAUUAUGGACAAUGUAUUGCGUGUACAAAAUCUUUCCAGUAAGCAUAAUAAUCAUUUUGAGCUUUACCCAAAUCCUCUAUAUUACAACUUCGAAGAGGAUAUCAAAUAUUAUAAAAGCGAAUACUUAACAAUUAAUGGGCGAAAUUUGGAUCGCGCUUGCAAGGAAACCGACGUUGUAGUGCGCAUUGGCAAAGGCAUUUGUAACAUAACAUCUUUGUCACGUCAACAAUUGACAUGCCGUCCACCACCAGAAGUAGCCACAGAAUCAAGCAACGAAUCGGGUCCGGAAGUAAUUGUGCGCAUAGGACACACUCUGGAAUAUCGUAUUGGUGUUUUAAGCUAUGCAUCGCCAAAUAUAAUGCAUGAUUUAAGCAAGAAUGUUCAGCUAGGCAUUGGCGCAGGUACAGUGGUGAUUCUACUGAUCUUUGUUGCAUUUCUUGUAGCGUAUAAAAAGAAGACUUCGGAAUCCAAUCGCGUAUUGCGCAACAUGCAAGAACAAAUGGAUAUAUUAGAGCUACGUGUUGCGGCCGAAUGUAAAGAAGCUUUUGCUGAGCUUCAAACUGAAAUGACAGAUCUAACCGGUGAUCUUACAUCUGGUGGUAUACCCUUUCUGGAUUAUCGUACAUAUGCAAUGAAAAUCCUGUUUCCCAAUCACGAAGAUCAUAUUGUGUUACAAUGGGAGCGUCCGGAAUUACUGCGUAAAGAAAAGGGCUUACGUCUUUUCGGCCAACUCAUAAUGAAUAAAACAUUUUUAUUGCUUUUUAUACGUACACUCGAAUCGAAUCGUUACUUUUCUAUGCGUGAGCGUGUUAACGUCGCUUCUCUCAUUAUGGUAACACUGCAAUCGAAAUUGGAAUAUUGCACCGAUAUACUGAAAACCUUACUUGGCGAUUUAAUUGAAAAAUGCAUUGAAGGUAAGAGUCAUCCAAAACUGCUGCUUCGUCGCACCGAAAGUGUAGCGGAAAAAAUGCUUAGCGCGUGGUUCACCUUCUUGCUGUACAAGUUUUUGAAAGAAUGCGCUGGCGAACCACUGUAUAUGCUGUUUAGAGCAGUCAAGGGGCAAGUAGACAAAGGACCAGUUGACGCGUGCACACACGAGGCACGCUAUUCUUUAAGUGAAGAAAAACUUAUACGUCAACUUAUCGAUUUUCGCCCAAUGACCGUAUACGCUAGUAUUAUACAGCAGCCAAUAUUCUGCAAUAGUAUUGAUAUGAUGCCAACGCAUACCGAAAAUGUACCAGUGAAGGUACUAGACUGUGAUACAAUUGGACAAGUUAAGGAAAAGUGCUUGGACACAAUAUAUCGUAACAUUCCCUGGAGUCAGCGACCGCGUAGGGAUGACUUAGACUUAGAAUGGCGUACGGGAGCUUGUGGUCGUGUGAUUUUAUAUGAUGAAGAUACUACUUCCAAAACCGAGAGUGAAUGGAAGAAACUCAAUACACUACAACACUAUAAUGUUCCUGACGGGGCCGGUCUGAGCUUAGUACCCAAACAAAGUUCGAACUAUAACUUUUCAAUACUUUCGGACAAAAAUGAAAAGUGUCACAAAUAUGAAACAUUGAAUUUAUCGAAAUAUACAUCUUCCUCACCAACGUUUAGCCGUGCUGGUAGCCCACUAAAUAAUGACUUACAUGAGAAUGGUAUCAAAUUUUGGCAUUUGGUCAAACACCACGAUAGCGAUAUACAAAAGGAAGGCGAACGUGUCAAUAAGCUAGUGUCCGAGAUAUAUUUGACACGUCUGUUAGCAACUAAAGGCACAUUGCAGAAGUUUGUAGAUGAUCUGUUUGAAACCAUAUUUAGUACAGCUCAUCGCGGCUCCGCGUUACCAUUAGCAAUCAAAUAUAUGUUCGACUUUUUGGAUGAUCAAGCAAUAUUACAUGGCAUUACAGAUCACGAAGUUGUGCACACCUGGAAGAGCAAUAGUUUGCCUUUAAGGUUUUGGGUUAAUUUGAUUAAAAAUCCGAAUUUUGUUUUCGAUAUUCAUAAGUCAAACAUAGUUGACUCCUGCUUAUCAGUAGUAGCGCAGACGUUUAUGGACUCGUGCUCAACAUCAGAUCACCGCUUGGGUAAGGAUUCACCGAGUUCCAAAUUGUUAUACGCAAAAGAUAUACCGGAGUAUCGCAAAUGGGUUGAAAGAUAUUAUCGUGAUAUAAGAGAAAUGCCAUCGAUAUCCGAUCAAGACAUGAAUGCUAUGUUAGCCGAAGAAUCGAGAUUACAUACUACGGAGUUCAAUACAAAUUGUGCCCUCCACGAGCUAUAUACUUAUGCUGUAAAAUACAAUGAACAAUUAACGGUAACUUUAGAAGAAGAUGAAUUUUCACAGAAACAGCGACUUGCCUUUAAAUUGGAGCAAGUGCAUAAUAUGAUGUCAGGAGAGUAAAUAUCUGGCCUUUUAGUAACUUAUUUUAUAUGCGUUAUAAUUUUGCUAGUGUCUCAAUUCUAUCGAAAAGAAUAUAUACAUAUAUAUAAAUUUAGUAUGGGUCAAAGAAGAAUGCAGCAUAAAAUGAAGACACACUUACCAACUCUUUGCUAAACUUUUGCUGUAUUCAGUAGCACAACGACAACCAAUUAUAUAUACUAAACAUACUAAACGAGCAAUAACUUGAAACUGCCGGUGCAAACAUUGUAGUUUACAAUGGACCGACACUGUAAUUGUGCCAGCAUGCUUAUUGACAGUUUGACAUAAAAAACAAAGCAGCAUUUCAGUUUUAUUUGUAUGCUGCACAAUAUGUAAGGGCUUUCCAGAACUUUUGAUGAAAGUAGUCUCCUGCAUUUUGAUGUACAUAUGCUAUGGUAUGAAUUUUUAAUUAUCAGCAACAUUACGUUGAUUUCAAAAUUAUUAUUAUUAUUUCUUUUAUUUCGUCACGAACAAAUCUAGUACUAAAUGAUAUUUUUAAAUCUCUAUUAAAAGCGCAUGGCCAUCAACAAAAAAAAUAUUUUUUUUUAUUAUUUAUCUAAAAGCCAUUGAUCAUUCAUGGAACUAAUAUAAGAGAAAUAACAUAAACACAGUGUAAAAGUAAAUAUUAAACGGGGAAAAAUAAGUAAUUUGCUGAAACUCGCAAAUAUUAAAGAUUCUCACUAGUGAUGCUGUUUAAGUAUUUCGAUAGUAUAUUUAGAAUUUUCCAUCCCUUUGCCCAUCCGUUGUAGAUGGUUGCAUAAUCACGAACACAGAAAUUAAUAUAGCAGAUAUAAGCUCAUAUAAACAUAAAUAAGCGUAAAAACACAAAAACGACUGAUUUUUAUAUAAAAUAUAAAGUAAAAUAAAUGUUUAUAUUAUACAAAUCAUUUAGCUUAACAGUAUUUAGGUAAAAAUAAAACUAAAACAUCCAGGAACUAUAACAAAAUAUAUAAGAGCUCGUUUUUAUUUAUUUUACAUCUUUUUGUUUAUUGUACUGCUACGGGUUUAAGAAAUGUGUUAUGUUAUACUUGUAGUAAUAACUGUCUGUAAUAAUUUAUAUAAAAAAUUGUAAAUGUGUAAUGAAUGUAUGUCGUAAGCGUAACAAUAAGAAACUAUACAUAUAGAAUAUCGAUUUGCUCCAAACAUUUAACAUAAGCUGACAGUUGCUUUGUAAAAAAAUUGAAGUGACAGGGUGGGAGGUUCAUUUAUAUAUGCAAAGGAAUAGGCUAUUUUAGUGUACAUAACUAUGCUUGGAUGACUGCGUAUAUAUUAUAUAUGUAUCAAGGAAUUUCCAUUUAUAACGACGCAAAGCUACAAUGGAUAAACGAAUUUUGUAAGGCUCUUGUAAUAUAGUAGGUAUGUAGCAACCUUGUACACUUUAACUUUCGACAAUUUUGCAAAAUUUUGCCAUUAAUGAUUAGCAAACGAAACGUUGUGUUGCUUUUCGAAUUUCGAUAAUUUUGAUAAUUGUCUAAAAAUAACCUGAAACUAUUAAACUUUAGCAACUACUGCAGAAAAUAAUUGAAAAUUGUGAAAACAUUUAAGUAGAUUUCCAUAAAAUUAUACGUAAAACUGCAGCAGGUUUUUGCCACACAAAUCUUUUACUAAUAUACAUAUUUCCAGCGUAAUUUGCAGUUUUGCGCAUUUGUUUGUGACAAGUCGUCAGUCAUGUUUACUAUAAAAUUUGCGCUACAUAUCACCAUACAACCAAUAUUUAUUGCCAUUUCCGAACGUUGAGUGCACAUUUCACAAGCUGCCGGAAUACAGAAUAUAACCUAUUUCUUUACAAAGAAUUCACAAAAAAGAUUAUUUUCAAUAAAUUAGAGUACAGCGGGAAUUUAUAAUCACAAUCGUGGAGUAAGUUUGUAAUAAUAUAUUUUUUAAAGCGCGUUAUAUGUACAUUAGUAUUUUUUAUAUUUUUAUUUGUUUGCACUACAUUCUUUUAGGCACUUAUAAUUUUAUUGCUUCAUGUUUUCAAUAUUUUUGUGAUUCUGUAUUCAGCUGCUAAAGUAAAAAUGUCACGAGAGUAUUGUAAUACUAUUAUUAUACAAUGGUAUAUAUUAUAUUUAUAAACAAUUUAGCAUAAGUUUUGAUAAAGUGAAUAAAACGCAAACAAAACGUGAAGUUAAACACAAGUUUUACAUAAGCUAUUUUAAACGUAAUUAUAUUAAUAUUUUCAUCAUUUCAUUUCGUUUAAAAUGUUUAUGUUCAAUUGCUGCAGUUUAAUGUUUGUGCUGUUUUCGUCAAGGUUUGGUUUAAAGGAACGUGAGGUUUGAAUAUUCGUUCAAUAUUGUUAUGUGAUAGAAGUCAUUGUAAUUAGUAUUAGCGAACAACAUGCAACAUGCAGUGUGUUCGAUUGUAACAUAACAUUUUAAUUAACUAAGUAUAUUGCAAAUUGUGUGCAUUUAAAAUUGCAUUUUUUCCAUUAAAUUAAACGAUUUUCAAGAUAGUGGCGUAUGUUGAAGUUUGUACACAACUUUGAACUUCAUUCCAUUGAAAAACAACGAUAAAAAUUGCGAGCGCAUCAUUUCCACUUUCUUUUUCUAACAUAAACGAUUUAAUGGUUUAAAUAAUACAACAUAUUUAUAUAUAGCUAUAUAGAUUUAUAUAUAUAUAACACAUAUGUGUUUGUUGGUACACACAUAAACACUUAAAGUAUGGAAGCUUGUAAUUUUUAAUUAUAAGUUAGAUAUUAAAAUUUUUGUAAAAAACCAUUCGAACGAAAAACGUUUCAUAUAACUGCUCUGUGUAGCGUGCUUUUGUGCAUAUAUAUGUCAAUUUGAAUAUUGUACGAUAUUUAUCAACGUGAAAAUAGUUAAAAUAUAGUUACAACUACGCGAUAUUAUAUACAUACAUGUUUAUAAUAAUAUUUUACAAAAUUUCUUAUUUUAUGACUAAUUAUUUUUGACAAUGAACAUGCUAGUGAUUUAUGAGUCGGUUACUGGAUUUUACUAGUAACUUUAUUGAAUUUAAUUUCAAAGAAAGUUGAAAUGUAACAGCUAUAUGACACUCUUAUCGUUAUCGAUACACUAAUCGACACAUACAUGUUUGCAAAUAAUGUUUCAAGUGUCAUAAUAUUAAAUACUAUUGCAGCACAAACAAUUAUAAUAAUAGUAAUCAGACUUGUAGACUUUAAACCCAUCGGAUUUUAUGACCCCAUUCAAAAGUUGCUGCACUUUUCGCGUAUUUAUAUUCAGUUUAAACAAUAAUAAAACUGUAUAAAUAUGUUCAAUGCGCACAGAUAACAUAAAAGGUGUUCCCCGUUGAGUUGUGUGUAGUGACUUGUCUUACAGGAAAGGCAGUAUAUUCAAUGUACAAGUGCAGGAAUGAUCGAUAUUAGAUAUUCUAUCAUUCUUGGUACAAGUGCGUACAAAAUAAUUGCUUGAACACUACUCGAAUCAUGCGGGGAAUUGCUGCUGGAGUGUCCGUCCUGAUUUUCUUUCUAGGCGAAUUUUAAAUUUUACAUUGAAUUCCAUAUUAGAUUUGGUUAAUAUAUUUUAUAAUAUUGAUUUACAUGACCCAUCACAUAAAAAUACGUAGUUAGAAAUGUAAAUGUAUACAAUGAGUUAAAAAAAGAAAAAACAAUAAGAAAAUAGCGUAAUAUUUGUGGUUGUGCGUAAAUCCUGUACGAGUAUGGUAAACUUAUAUGGAAAAAACCCUAACACUACUAUAACUACAUUAUGAACAAGCAAAUGUAAAGUUAAUAAAUAAUGUGUAAACACCCACAAAUGAUUUUUAACAAAUAUGCCACUAACAAUAUAUUAGUAAACUAUAUAUAAUAUGCAAAAGGUUAUGCGUUACUUGCGAAAAAUUCGUGCAACUUUAGAGUAAACGUUUGAAUGAAUUUAAUUAAGCAAUCCAACAUAAAUUGAAUAUGUAAACAACAUAUGGUUAAACGUUCUACACAAACCAAGCAUGAAAGAAGACAAUAAUCAGCUUCUCUGCUUAUACAAAACGGUGUACGAACUGCUGAGUGUGUAAGCUUGGAGUUAAACUCCUACGAACAUGUGCGUACUACACUUCUGCCAAAGCAUUAUGCAAGUUAGGAAGACACAAGUAACGUAAAUGGCAACAAAAUGUACUCAUUCUAUAAUUUGACAAACGGCUAUAGGUUUGUGUGACGAAUUAGUAACAAAAUCGCUUUAAGAAGUAUCACAAAACAGGGCAAUAACAAAAACAAUGUAUAUUUGAACAAAAAACAAUUUGUUUAAAUGCAAAGCAAGCAUACUAUAUUUGAACUUGAACAAAAGCAUUCAUACUAGUUCCAAACCCGCAGUAUGUUAUAUACUGGGCGUCGUUAUUAUUUAUACACAUUUAAAUUUAAUUUUUAAUUAAUUAAUGUUUAAUAUUUUUGUUUUAAUUGAAUUAAUUAUGAAUUAUGUGCUAUACUAAAAUAAAUUUGGAAGCCAAAUGGACUACUCUAUAUAAAUUUAAAUUAAAAUAACUGCCAAAAAAACACAUAAAUAUAUGCGUUUGAAAAUGAUCAGUUUUAAUGGUUUUUACACAACCAAUAACAAAAACUUCCCGAAAAAGCGUUUGACUUUGUACUAGCUGGUGGUUGUAUUUUAGUAUUGUUUAAAAGAUGUUUGAAACAUAAAUAAAAUAUAAUUUUAUCAACAGUUUAAUUAGAAACAAGUAAGGAAGGGCUAAGUUCGGGUGUAACCGAACAUUUUAUACUCUCGCAAUUUAUUUAUUUAACUUUAUAUUAUGAGUAUAUAAUUAAUAUUCGUCAUAUAUAUUGUAUAAAGUCCAUUGAAAGUUGGAAACCAUAAUAUUAGGUUAGAAGCACCGAGGUCCUCGUGUUCGAUAUAUGGGCCUUAAAAACCUAUGGUCCGAUUUCGGCGAUUUUUAGAAUGGGGCUGCCACACUAUAAACAUAGUAUUUGUGCAAAGUUCUGCACCGAUAUCUUCACUAGUGCUUACUUUAUAUAUUGUAAAGUAACCGAUUCAGAUCGUCUUCAAAGUUCUGGUAUAUGGGAAGUAGGCGUGGUUGUGAAGCGAUUUGGCCUAUUUUCAGAACAUAUAAUUGGGAUGCAAGGGAAAUAUUACAAACCGAAUUUCAUGGAAAUUGGUUGAGUAGUUUCGGAGAUAUGGUUUUUGACCCAUAAGUAGGCGGAACCACGCCCAUUUUCCAUUUUGUAAAAAAAUCUGAGUGCAGCUUCCAUCUGCCAAUUCUUGUGUGAAAUUUAGUGUUUCUGACGUUAUUCGUUGGUGAGUUAACCCACUUUUAGUACUUUUCAACCGAACCUUUGUAUGGGAGGUGGGCGUGGUUAUGAUCCGAUUUCUUUCAUUUUUGGACUGUAUUAAGAAUUGACUAAAAAAAAAGACUGCAGAAAGUUUGGUUUAUAUAGCUCUAUUGGUUUCCGAGAUAUGUACAAAAAACCUAUUUGGGGGCAGGGCCACGCCCACCUCCCCAAAAAAAUUACAUCCAAAUAUGCCCCAUCAUAGUGCGAUCCUUCAUACCAAAUUUUAUUUCCAUAGCUUUAUUUAUGGCACUUUAUGUGUUUUCGGUUUUCGCCAUUUUGUGGGCGUGGCAGUGGUCCGAUUUUGCUCUUAUUUUUCGAAAGCAACCUUCCUAUAGUGCCAAGAAAUAAGUGUUCCAAGUUUCAUUAAGAUAUCUUAAUUUUUAUUCAAGUUACAGCUUGCACAGACGGACGGACGGACAGACAGACAUUCGGAUUUGAACUCCACUCUUCACCCUGAUCACGUUGGUAUAUAUAACCGUAUAUCUAACUCGUUUAGUUUUGGGUGUUACAAACAACCGUUAUGUGAACAAAACUAUAAUACUCUCUUAGCAACUUUGUUGCGUGAGUAUAAAAAUCAGUAUUUUGAAUUUAUUUACAUUUUAUUAUAUUUAAUAUAAUUUCAAUUGAGUUUUUUUAAGGUUUAACAUAAAAUGAAAAGUAGUUUCUUGGCGUUUGAAAAGCUGCGCUGCAAAUUCAUGUAAUACACAGUAAUACUAGAAUAUGUGUUAUAUUCAAUGAUAAAUGUGUCAUUGCACUAUGCCAAUGAACACAACUAGAUAGAAUAAUUUGAAAUGUACACGCAGUUACACAUACAUGUAUGUAUGUAUGCAGUAUGCAGAUAAAAUGAAGCUUGUUUCAACAUUCAUUUCUCACUUAGUUGGCAUAUUGUACAUACUUUACUUUACUAUUUAGGGCAUAGAUAAAUUAGUUUUAUAAGAUCGGGCAUAAAAUCCCACAACAGAAGUCAACAAACAACAGCAACAUACUUAUAUAAGUUUCGAUGUGUGUACUCUAAAUGCUUGAUUAUAAGGGUUGCAUUGGAUAAAGUGGCUACAUAUUUUGUAGCUGUGCGGAAACUCUAGACCUUCGCAAAACUCGCAUUUAACACGCACAUACCUAUAUACAUAUACCAAUAAAAAAUCAUAUUUUAACCAUUGAUGACUUCUCUUUAUCUGUUAUAUUUUGUGAUUUACUUAUUUGAUUUUGUUUUGUUUGUGACAUAUAAAAGCGCAAUUAAAAAAAUUAAAUUAAAUCAAAUUAGUUUAUACAGCGGAUAAUAUUUGUGUUUACCAAAGAAGUUAAGAAAAUUAAAACAAUUUUUUUUUUUCAAAUAAAAUCUGCUGACCUCAACAAUUGUGAGUUUAUUCAAAUUUUAUUUGUCUUACUCCACAACACACAAUUCUCAUUUGUGGUACUAGGGUCAAUUUAUAACUAACGCCAGUUAAGCUGGCACUAGAUUUAAGCAUAAUAAAGUUAAUAAUAAAGAAAGUAUUUUAUUUUUUGUACACCAGCACAUUUUUGCGUUUUUAUAAAAAUUUUUUGUAAGGGUUAUGAAAUCGAUUCGUGCUUCCAACUUGAGUUUAGUUUUAUUUCCUUAUUAUGUAUUUCAUAUAUAUUUUAUAUGUAUGUUGAAGAGUGAAGACUGAUCAUGAAUAACAGGAUAUCAUCAGCAUCAGUACAGGUGCUACAAGUGUAUGUUCAAUUAAAUCAGUUAAAUCCCUAUUUUUCUGUGUUUUUUGUGAUUUUGUUUUUGCGAUUUGUGACACGCAAUAUUGCAUAUUUUCUAAAAAAUGAAAUGUAAUGAAAAAUUGUCUUAAAACAUAUCCUAAAAGCAUACAAAUCUAUUGCACGGUAACUACAAACGUUUACAUAAAAAACUUGUAAAAAAUUCGAAUUCCGUUAUUUGCGUGUAGUAAUAUUUUGUGAACAAUCGCUUUACAUUGUAGUAAUGUUUAGUAGACAAAAUGAAAUGAAAUUCGUUAAUGAUUUCUCUAUGUAAAUUGUAUGUAGUGCAAAAUAUGUAUGUAGUUCUACGUACACAAGUACAUUAAAUUAUGAAUCAAUCAGUUCAAUCGAAUACAAAAUCAAAUAGCUGAAGUUCAAAUCAGCCUUGGGUUAUAUAAAAAUAUCAGCUAAAUACCAAAAAGGAGAUUUCUUAUGUAUGUGGAAGGGUGGCAUUGGCACACUCUUUGCAGAAGUGUUCACCAAUAACUACAGUUGCAACAAAGCGUAGAACUAGGUCAGAUGAAACAAAAACAAAAAAAUAAUAAAGGAAAUUAAAUACAAAACAAAUUGUGUAAUAAAAAGUCAAAAAUGAAUAAAAAUGUGAGUACAUAUAUCUAAUUAAUUCAUAAAAACAUAAAAUAUUAUAUAAUGAAUGUAAUUGUAUUUUAUGUAUAUGUGUGUGUGUAAAAUAUUCUUUUAAAAGCUACAAUAAAAGUGGAAUAGAAAUUUUCGUUAUUAUUAUUACAGAGUAAUGAAUACGAAUGCAGGUGCGCUGGUUCGUUGUUGUUGUUGUUGUAGCGGUUGACCAAACCUGUUGAAUCGGUAAGCCUAAAGUACCUUAAAAGGGAACGAGUUGUUUCGACAGGGUCGGCCACGGGAAUGGGGUGUUAGAUGAGUGGAAUUUAGGGGCAUGAGGGGACUCUUUGUAUGCAGGACAUAUAUUGAGUAUGUCGUGGUUCAGUCUGGAUAAGUAGAAGUUUAACCUGCUACAGUAUCCAGAACGAAGUUGCGCGAAAGUCACUAUAAUUUCACGAGGCAACUUGAGCUCUGUGUCUGCGAUGGGUGAUGUAUCUCCAAGUACGCCAUUCAUAUGGAGUGAGUCGAUGGAGAUGUCAAUGGGUUCUAUGAGAAAUGCGUUCAGUGCUUGUCGAAAGUCUGUCGCAUCCGUAGUCCGGUCGGUAGAGUACUGUAGGUCGUCAACGUAUUUGCGGAAGGUACUCUUAAUGUACUGUUCUGGGAGGCGCAUCGGUUUCCAAUAGAUGAUUGCAAGAAUGAUUUUUACGAAAGCUGCCCGGAUAGUGGUAUUCCGACAAGUCUGAAGCUUGCCCAGCUAUAUCUAUAUAUAUUAUAUUAGGUUGGCAAAUAUCUCCCUUCCGCCUUUUGGUCUUUUGAAUUUGGCGGCUAUGUAUGAAGCGCUACAGAGCUCGUAUCUGGCAAUUCUAUACAUCUUUGAAAUGUCUUGACAUAACCUACAAAACGACGCUAUGCAUGAUUAGUUCGGAUAUUACAUUCUACAGUUAUAGACGUGUAAACAUGGAGCUCGCUAACGCCGAAAUUCGCGCUAUUUUCCUUCAUUAAAGGCAAAUCCUUUAGAGAAACAUUCCAUGAGAUUAAUGAUGUUUUGGAGGACGGUACUCUAUCACUUCGAACUGCGGAGGAAUGGUUUCGACGAUUCAGAGCAGGUGAAAACGACACCAUGGAUAAGCCAGCCCGCGGGAUACACAAAAAGGUUUGAUGUUUGGGUGCCGUAUGAUUUGACGCAAAAAAACCUUCUGGACCGAAUCAACGCCUGCGAUGAAACGGAACGAACUCGAUCCAUUUUUGAAGCGGAUGGUAACUGGCCACGAAAAAUUGAUCACAUACGACAGUGUCAAGCGAAAACGGUCGUGGUUGAAGGCCGUUGGAUCUCAAACAAUGGGCAGGUCGGGAUUGACGGCCAAAAAAAAAACUGCCAAAAGUAGAGAUGCGUGACGCGGUGCUAUGGACUCGGAUAUAACCGCGUAAGCGCUGUCUACGCCACUCAAGAAGAAGAAGAAGAACAUUCGAGAAUUGCUAACUUAAUUUCAAUUUAUUUGGCCAACUCACAAAGGGUUACGUCUGCAAUGAAAAUAAAGGUGAGUACGAAACUUUGAAUAAUAAUUAGUACGUUAGUUUGGCAGGCCGCAAAGCCAUGCAUGUGACUUUAGCCUAGCGACUACGUUACACGUAGCCCUAUUUCUACGUUGAUACGGAGCUCGGGUGAGGCGAUUAAAUUUGUGUGAAGAUUCACCUUGAGCACCCUCAAAUCUCGGUUUUGUAACAUCAGAGUUCUGAGUAGGUGCCUUCUUCGCCACCUAUAGGACUAGUGAAGUCGCCACGAUCUCUUCUGUACCGAAAUGGAGAAGGAUCUCCACCAAUUUCCAACGUGUUCUCGUAUAGGUUUCUAAGCGUCCACUAGAUGAGGGCUUUCAAUAGCUUUUUUCCACCACUCCAUGGACAUCUGUCACAGCGUAUUACUGUGGUCAUUCAGUGCCACGAUCAAAUACUGUUUCGCAAUCUCACUGGCUGCCGCCGCUGCCAUGGACGUUGUCAGUUGAUCAUCCGCAAGCAUAACGUGGCCCUGCCCCCAAAUAACACCUUGCAAUCAAAAAAGCUUUCUGCAAUCACUUCCCUUACGUACCCCAUUACAUACCAUAAAAAUAGGUGAAAUCGGAUAAUAACCACGCCCACUCACUAUACGAAGGUUAUGUUGAAAAUUACUAAAAGAGCGUUAACUCACUAACGGAAAACACCAGAAACACUAAAAUGUACUGAAGAAAUGGCAGAAAAAAGUUGCACUCAAAUCUCAAGAACUACUUGACCGAUUUCAAUUAAAUUCGUUAUAUAUUUUCUGAUCCUGAUAACACGGAUACAAAAUGGGCGAAAGCGGUUCACAAUCACGAUAACUCAAUAACUCAUUUUUGAAUUCCAUUUCAUUCCUCCACUUUAUAAUGUAUACAUAAGGAACCAAUGAAGAUAUCGGAAUAAAACUGUAUACAAAUAGUACAUAUGUAUCAUCUGUGGCAUCAAUUGUGAAAAGUCGAAAACGGACCAUAACAUUUCAAGACCCCAGAUAUCGAACAUGUUGAACUCAGCGCCUAAGGGUAAAUUUUAAUCGAAAAUAUGGGUUAAUCUCUCUGAUAAUUUAAUGUAAUUCAGAGGAAAUUGUUUUCUUCAAAUAGUGUGUCUCUGUUCCAAAAAUUAUUAAAAUCGGGUUAUAACAUCCCUAGCUCCCAUAUACCUAAUUAUAGGUUUUAUUCCGCAUAUAUGUAUUGGUUAAUGUGUGAGAUAUCUUAGCAAAAUUAAGUGAGCGUAUAUUGGAUAUAGUGUACCUUGCUGGUGAAAAUUAAUGAAAUCGGUUCAGGAAUCACCUCAGCCCUCAUCUCUAUACAUGAUGAUUUUCGUUAUUAUACUCUCGCAACAAAGUAAAGAGCAAAGAGAGUAUUAUUGUUUUGUUCACAUAACGGUUGUUUGUAACACCCAAAACUGAACGAGUUAGAUAUAACGUUAUAUAUACCAAAGUGAUCAGGGUGAAGAGUGGAGUUCAAAUCCGGAUGUCUGUCUGUCCGCCCGUCCGUCCGUCUGUGCUAGCUGUAACUUGAGUAAAAAUCGGACCACUGCCACGUCCACAAAAUGGCGAAAACCGAAAACACAUAAAGUGCCAUAAGUAAGCCAUAAAUAAAGCUAUGGAAAUAAUAUUUGGUCCAAAGGAUUGUUCUAGGUAGGAGCAUAUUUGGAUGAAAUUUUUUUUGGGAAAGUGGGCAUGGCCCCGCCCCCUACUAAGUUUUCAAUGAAAUUUGGUUUGUAAUAUUUUCCUUGCAUCCCAAUGACAAUAGGCCAAAUUGGUUCACAACCACGCCUACUUCCUAUAUAUCUUCCUAAAAAUCGCCGAAAUCGGACCAUAGGUUUUCAAGGCCCCAUAUAUCGAACAUGAGAACCUCGGUGCUUCUAACCUAAUAUUAGGGUUUCCAACUUUCAAAGGACUUUAUACCAUAUAUAUGACGAAAAUGUAGGUCAAAUUGUCUAUUAUAUAAUAUUAAAUAAAUAUAUUACGCGAGUAUAAAAUGUUCGGUCACAACCGUACUUAGCCCUUCCUUACUUGCUCUAUUAAACUUUAUGCCGAAUUUAUGGGUAAAUUUGUGUGUUAUGUAAAUAAAAUGUCUUCAAUAAAUUGCGAGAGUAUAAAAUGCAGAGAAGAUAAAUAAAUAGCUUCAAUAUUUAUGAAAAGGGGUUUGUCGGAGAUUGUCAAGUGGGUUUUUUCAUUUCUAUAGCUACUUGGAUAGGUUAUUUGGACAAUAGAGGAUUUUGCAAAAAUCUAUUUUUAACUUACACUGCAAUUUUAAACCUACAACUUAUGUACAACAGGCUUAGAGUGAAAUCUUUUUCAGUAUUAUGCAUCUGUUUAUUUGCUUUAUACAUAACACUGCCAAAUUUAUUUGAUAAUAAGCUUUUUAUUUAAAAAAAAAGAAUAAUCUUAGGCCUUGACCUGAAGGGAGGCAUCUUUGCUUUUUAACAUAGACUUAGACUUCUAUUUUAAGGAAAAGCUAAGCAUUCUAGAUAAAAGAGACAUUGCUAACAAAAACAAGUAAGGGCAGGGCUACGCCCACUUCCCCCAAAAAAUUACAUCCAAAUAUGCCCCUUACUAGUGCGAUCCUUUAUUUGAAAUUUUACUUUCAUAACUUUAUUUAUGGCUUAGUUAUGACACUUUAUGUGUUUUCUGUUUUCGCCAUUUUGUGGGCGUGGCAGUAGUCCGAUUUUGCCCAUCGGAAAGCAACCUUCCUAUGGUGCCAAGAAACAAGUGUGCCAAUUUUCAUCAAGAUAUCUUAAUUUUUACUCAAGAUACAACUUGCACAGACGGACGGACAGACAGACAUCCGGAUUUCAAAUCUCUCGUCAUCCUGAUCAUUUUGAUAUACAUAUGUAACCUUAUAUCUAACUCGUUCAGUUUUAUGAUUUACAAACAACCGUUAUGUGAACAAAACUAUAAUACUUAGCAACUUUUGUUGCGAGAGUAUAAAAAUAUUGAUUCUAAUGUACAAAAUAGCGUUGUAACUGUAAAUCCAAAUUUAGAGCUAAAUAGAAAAGAUUCGUCAAUUCUCAUUUCGUAUAAACGCCAUUAUAAGGGCUAAGUUCGGGUGUCACCGAACAUUUUAUACUUUCGCAAUAUAUUUAUUUAAUUUUAUUAAAAUAACACACAAUUUGACCCACAUAUUCGUCAUCGUUGGAAACUCUUAUAUUUAUAGUAUUUUAAGCACGGAGACAUAUUAUUAAAUGAAAGAUAUUCCCUCCGAAUUUCUUCAAAAUAUAUUUAAGGUAAAAAAAAAUUAGAAGCCCUGAGGUCUACAUGUUCGAUAUAUGGGGCCUUAAAAAUGUAUGGUUCGAUUUCGACGAUUUUUAGAAGGGCGAUGCCACGCUAUAAAUGUAGUAUUUGUACAAAGUUCUGUUCCGAUAUCUUCAGUAGUGAUUACUUUAUAUAUUGUAAAGUAAACGAUUCAUAUCGACUUCAAAGUUCUGGUAUAUAGGAGGUAGGCGUGGUUGUGAACCGAUUUGGCCUAUUUUCAGAACAUAUAAUUGGGAUGCAAGGGAAAUAUUACAAACCGAAUUUCAUUGAAAUUGGUUGAGUAGUUUCGGAGAUAUGGUUUUUGACCCAUAAGUAGGCGGAACCACGCCCAUUUAAAAUUUUGUA